Molecule: messenger RNA, 7089 nt
Organism: Patella vulgata (common limpet)
Lineage: Eukaryota; Metazoa; Mollusca; Gastropoda; Patellidae
Exons: 15
Coding region: 753-3836 (1027 amino acids)
Molecular function (GO): protein binding
Source: RefSeq, a predicted model, not a curated record
UAUAAGGGUUUGGAAAGUGCACUAGUCUGCGGGUUCAUUUGUCCACCAAUAUCUAUUAUCAGGGUUAGGGUUUGGGUUAAGUUUGUUGAUACCCAUAUUUAUAGUAUUCUUAUAGCGGCGGAUUAGUGAACCCCUCUCAGUCUUUUUCUCCGGGACCUCCCACAGCUAAAGCUUUCGAAAGACACCUACGACGAGCAAAGGAAUUGUUGAAAUAAAGUUGAACCACAUGUUAGUCCAUUUCUGUCCACCCUGCGCCCCUCCCCUUUAUCCUGGCAACCAAUUGUUGAGUAUUUGUUGUAAAAGAGUGUUUUACAUUUGCUCCCGGGCUGUAGUGAAUAGUAAUGAUUUUGAGGCGGAAGGAUCUAGAAGUAAACAUGAAUUAGGGAAAUCCCCUACUAAAAUGGCGUACCAUUCCUUUGACUUCUGUGAUGACACGGUUAAAGAAAAUCAUGGAAACGGUCAACCCCGUUCAAUAUUUUUAUCAGAUGAUUAUGACUAAGUUGGACGCGUAUGGUUAUAAAAAUUAAAGUCAUCGGAAUGUUCAAAGAAAUGAAUUAUACUAAGAAAUGUCAUGGAUUUAACAUAGAAGUUGGGGGUUGAGAAUUACUAGUCUGAAUCCAGACUGGUUUUACGGAGUUAGCUCCCUUAUUCAAAGUAUUUUGUAAAUAAUCCGGGAAGGUUUAAGUUUCAAAACAAAACUAUUAAUAUUAUGCUUGUAUGUGACAGUGACAAGACCAGAAAACAGCGGUAAAAUGAAAAUAAGAAGAGGUGUAGCAUAUAAACAACUGAAGCAAUCCAAACAUCUUAGCGACAGUGACGACAGUGACGAUGAAGAUUUACAUGGAAGUGAUGAUGAUGUCCUUUUCGAUAGAGGGUCAAAAGGUCGUUUACUUGUUAAAGAGAACGAGAAAUUAGGAGAGCAUGUAAAACUAAAAAUGAUGGGAAAAAGACCACGAAAACCAAAAUAUAAAAAAAGCAAUGCAGUACCGGGGAUAUUUAAAAAUAUGAGCUGUAAAAUGUGUGUCAUUCUGUCUUUAUCCCUGAUAUUUAUCGGAAGUGCUGUGACUAUUCCUGUUCUGCACUGGCACAAAAUAGGAGGAGGAGGAGGAGGAACCGUUGUCAACGUGGAAGAUUGGAGUCUGCUUUAUAAUGAUGCAGCAACGGAAUCAGUAAUACGUCUUUUAGAUGUUGAUAAUGAUGGUAAAGAUGAUUUAUUGAUUGGAAUCGUUGAAUUCGUGUCAAGGGAAAACAAAUCAUCAGCACACACACUAGAUGUCAUUGAUGACUUCAAGGGUAUUGUGAUAGCUGUACGAGGUUACGACGGGAAGGAACUGUGGAGAACGGAAAAAUUCGGUUCAAGUAUUUUGUUUAUGAAUUGUCACGAUAUAGAUGUAAAUAAUGACAGCAGAAUAGACUGCAUUGUAACGGGUCGUAACGCAACAAUAGUGGCCAUUGAUGUAACGAACGGUGAUAUAUUAUGGAGGUCUAAAUCCGAGAAACAUUAUCGACCCACUUGGAAUAUAUACCAGGUGUCAGCAUUGCCUGAUUUUACGUCAGAUGGUAUCCAAGAAUUACUUGUGACACAUGGAGGUGAUCCUAAGGCAGAACCUGAAGAUCAUAAAAGAGAGUCUGGACGAUUGAUUCUAAUCUCAGGACGGGACGGGAAACCAUUGGGGAAAUUUUACAAAUUACCGCAGUUUAAAGAAACGUACAUGACAUCGGUAAUAUAUACAAGAUCAUUGGGAGAUCAGUACAUCUUGUAUGGUACAGGUGGGGAAACAGUCCCAGGGGCUCUAUUGGGGAUAUCUGUACCAGAUUUUUAUAGAAAGGUCAUGGACCGUAAACCUGAUUCUCCAGUGCCUUCGGUAAAUAUAUCGUUAUACAGCAGCAUUCCACUGGAAAAAAAAGAAGGAGUUAUGAAAUUAAUCAGUGGUAUGAAGAAAGGUGUUAUGGUGCCUCCUAUUAUAGUCGAUGUGAAUAAUGAUGGUGUCGCAGAUAUCUUGGUUUCAUUAUUCGAUGGUAAACUGGUUUUAUUGGAUGGAAAAACCCUAGAUAAAAAAUGGACUGCUGAAUUCCCUAACUUCGAAUUUUACAGUACACCGGCCCCUGGUUAUUUUGAUGAGGAUGAUUACCUAGAUUUUAUGUUUCAUGUUAGUCAAGGAGCUUGGAUGGACUACAACUAUACAAGGCAUGUUGUUAUUAGUGGUAACGAUGGAACUAUUUUAUGGGAGAUGGUAUCCAAUGGAUACGACAUGUCAUCAGAUCUGGUUGUCAAGACAACACAACAUUGUGACCUCUUUAUCUUUAGAAUGAUUGGUAGAAAGAAAUCUGCUUACUCCAUUAAUGAUAAAACUGGAAAUAUAGUACACCAUUUACAAGACCGAACUGAAAACAUUAGUGAGCCAGAGAACAUUAGUGAGACAAAACCAAACAUUAGUGAGACAAAACCAAACAUUAGUGAGACAAAACCAAAGAUUAGUGAGGCAAAACCAAAGAUUAGUGAGACAAAACCAAACAUUAGUGAGACAACACCACACAUUAGUGAGACAAAACCAAACAUUAGUGAGACAAAACCAAACAUUAGUGAGGCAAAACCAAAGAUUAGUGAGACAAAACCAAACAUUAGUGAGACAACACCACACAUUAGUGAGACAAAACCAAACAUUAGUGAGACAAAACCAAACAUUAGUGAGACAAAACCAAACAUUAGUGAGACAAAACUAAACAUUAGUGAGGCAAAACCAAACAUUAGUGAGACAAAACCAAGCAUUAGUAAGACAAAACCAAACAUAAGUAAGGCAAAACCAAACAUUAGUGAGGCAAAACCAAACAUUAGUGAGGCAAAACCAAACAUUAGUGAGACAAAACCAAACAUUAGUGAGACAAAACCAAGCAUUAGUAAGACAACACCAAAUAUUAGUAAAACAACACCAAACAUUAGUGAGACAAAACCAAACAUUAGUAAGACAACACCAAAUAUUAGUAAGACAACACCAAACAUUAGUGAGACAAAACCAAACAUUAGUGAGACAACACCAAAUAUUAGUGAAAUAAUACCAGAUAUUGGUGAGACAAAACCAAACAUUGGUGGGACAACACCAAACAUUGGUGGGACAACACCAAAUAUUAGUGAGACAAAACCAAACAUUAGUGAGACAACACCAAACAUUAGUAUGACAAAACCAAAUAUUAGUGAGACAACACCUAAUAUUAGUGGGACUACACCAGACUUGAACAAGGCAACUGGGAAUAUGAGGCCCAAGCGACAUGAGUAUAUAGAAGUUACCAAUGAAAUUUACAAUUUAACUGCAGCAGAAUGUUUAGACCGAAAGAAGGACUACGAAAAACACCAUAUAACUUGUGGACAAGAUUCUGUUAAACUGGAUCAGGAAAUCUUUAUUGUUGGUCGUGCAACAAAUUACCAACCAAUUAAAGUACUGGACGCCAAGGCUACAGAAUAUAAAUAUGAUGUAGAGAAUAAACAAUGUGGUACACUAGGUGAACACAGAACUCAAUGUAUCUUAGCCAUCCCUGAUGGUAGACUGACAGGGGCUGUUGGUAAUUUAGAUGGUUAUGGCAAUCUUCAGUUAGUAGCACAGAUACUUUAUAAUGCUCACAUGGUUGAUGAUUCCUACGAAUUGAGGAAGCAGAAACUUUUCACAAAAUUGCAACGAGUUGAUUUGAGACGAGUUCUUGAGACAGGAAUUAGAAUUAACUCAAAAAUAUAUAUGAAGAUAAAACCCAAACAUCAAAAAUCUUCAGACGUCCAUUUUUUACCUAAAGAGAAACAAAGAUGGCUGGAAUAUUUGGGAUCUAAUAAUGACAAUGUUUAUUGAUAACCAUAGUUUAUUUCAACGAAACAUUCAAGAUAUAUGAAGAGUCCUGGGGAAGAACGAUCUAAGUCACUUUUUCAAUGAACCCCAGUUAAUGGCGCCAUCUGGUAGCAAAUUGUAUAAGACAAAAAUGAGACUUAGAUUGUUCUGUUAAAUUUAGCAAAGCAAUCCAGCUUUAAUUUGGAUCAAUCUGAUUAAAACACAGAUCCUAUUUUGUUUCGAUUUACUUGUUUUUACUACACUAGGAUCUGGAAGAGUUGUUACAUGUACAUAACCCACGUUCUGUAUGAUGUGAGGGUUUAGCCAAUGAAACCGUCUGUAACAGCAAUUUUUUGGCGUGAGGUGCACAGAACUUUGGGUAAACCACUAGAUAGGUCAACACUGAUUUAUUAAUCAAUGUGUGAUGUCAUAUGGUCAAAAGCCGCUCGUAUGACAUCUGAUGGUCAGAUCUUCAUGUAGUGUAGGCCAUCGAAAGUAUAAAAAAAAAUGAAACGAAAUAUAGAUUUGUAUUUUAAUUGGAUUGAAUUUUGAUUGAAUAUGUUAAACCAGACUCUUGCUUGCCCGGUUAUUUUUGUACUAUUUUAUUAUAAUUUACUAUUUUUGUUAUUUGUUUUUUUUAGUUGAUGUUUUUUUUAUUGACUUGGACUUGUUCAUUUAGCAGUUAGUUUGUACAAUGUUAAUAUUUUGUUGUCAGUAUUUUUGUUGCACAGUUUUUCUGCUUUGUAUAUUUGGAGAGAAAGUCCCCUUGUUUGUGGGUUCGCGUGGUUUCGAAUCCCCGGUUGUACGUGACAAGGAGUAGGGUCGCCUGUCCAACUUUGUGGGUUUUCUCCGGGUCCGCCCACUGCUAAAGACCCCUACGCGCAAGUGAAUUAUGUAAAUAAAAUUAAACCAUAUGUAAGUCCCGAAAUGACCUAGUUUGUGUCGAGUGGACCUCUCUCUCUCUCUCUCUCUCUCUCUCUCUCUGGUGUGCACGUAAAAGAACCCUUAACAGUUGGAAUUGGAAAUAAGAGUAGGAUGUAACACCACUGUUAUGGCAAAAUUUCAUUCAUAGCACACUGCAUGGUGUAUGCCGGUCUUCAUUAGCCUCGUCCUACAGAGCAGUAGACAUUAAACCCCAUAUUCUUUCAUUUGUGGGUUCACUGUAGGAAAACAAACUGUUGAAUAUAUAAAUUUCAAAAUAAACAGGAUUUUUUUAAAAGGAAUUUAUGGUGCUCAUUAACUGAUUGCGUUCCUAUCGUGAGUCUACAUGUACAGCGUACACACAUCCGUAGGGGGGUGGAUGGCGGAAUGGUUAGCGUGUGUCCCCAGUAUCAUAAGGUCUGUCAUUGAGUCAACUGGCGUGGUUUCGAUUCCCCGGUUGUACGUGACAAGGAAUAAGGUCACCUGUCGAUCCUCAUGAAUUUUCUCCCACUGCUAAAGACCCCUGGCCAAGCAAAUUAUUGAAAUAAAAUUGAACCAUAUGUUAGUCCCGAAAUGACCUAGUUUGUGUUGAAUGGAGGUUAAACCCCAUUUCUCUCUCUCUCUCCCUCUCUUCUCCCUCCCUCUCUCUCUCUCUCUCUCCCUCUCUCCCUCUCUCUCUCCCUCCCUCGCUCUCUCUCUCUCUCUCUCUCUCUCUCUCUCCUACCUGAACCUACACACAAACAAACUUUCUCUGUUAUAUUAUGUAGAGAUGUGUAUAUAAACAUGUUUAAAUAUAUAUUUUUUAUAUUAGAAUAUUUACUAUAAAUGACCCUAAGAAGGGUUAUAUUAGAAUGGGGAUCAUGUGGCUAAGUGGGUAAGACGCUAGCUCGCUAGCCUGGAGGUCGGUUGUUCGAUCCCUGCAUUGGCCGAGAAAGUUCAUCCAAAUUUUCCGGCGUGGUUCUCCCUUGUCAGUGAUGCAGGACGGAGGGGCUGACAAGGAAAGCGGUCUAGUCGUUCGGAUGGGACGAAAAACCGAGGCCCCGUGUACACAUUGGCGUGCACGUAAAAGAUCCCUUGGCAGUUGGAAUUCGAUAUAAGAGUAGGCUGUAAUGCCGCUGUCCGGGCAAAAUUUCCCGCAUAGCACACUGUAUGGCGUAUGCCCGUCUUCAUUAUCCCAGGUUAGGAGCAGAACAGUAGGACGUUAAACCCCAUUUCAUUUCAUUUCAUUUCAUUUCAUUUCAUUUAUAUUAGAAUAUUUACUAUAAUGCCCAGUGGUUAUUAUUAAAUGACCCUAAGGGUUAUAUUAGAAUAUUUACUAUAAUGCCCAGUGGUUAUUAUUAAAUGACCCUAGGGGUUAUAUUAGAAUAUUUACUAUUUUGCCCAGUGGUUAUUAUUAAAGGACCCUAAGGGUUUUAAUAUAUUGAUAUAAUCAUGUUUCACUCAAUUUUUUUUAUAAAUUUUAUAAUUUAAAUGAAAUAGAUAGCUUCUGUAGUUGCCGAGGAAAGGGCAUCUCUAUGCAUAGAUAUUUUAUGAAAUUAACUUGCCUUACAGACACGAACAUGCCUCUGGAUAAUAAAUCCGUGCUUUGAAAAUUUUAAAGCCGUGCUCUGAAAAAAAUGUUUUGUAGCUUUGUGAAUAUGUGAAGAUCGUGUGGGGAAAAUGAACUAUCAUUAUGAUCAUCGACCACUUCGAUUUCUGUUUCAAAAGUUUCGUAUUGUUUAUUGUUGACGUAUUCCCACAAUCACGUAAAGCAAGAAAAUUACAUGGCAGAACACCGUCAGGUUCUGGGCCCUGUUUCUCGAAAUCUUAACUAAAUUUUAGUAGAUACUUCAAUUUUGAUUGGCUAAGCACUAAAAUUAACCUAAUAUUAUCCAAUUAAAUUGCUAAAAUUUGGAUUUUACCUUAUUUAAAUUUUCGUGAAACAGGCCCCAGGUGACCGUGAAAGUUCGUUUGCCUUUGGACUUUGGAUAUUUCCAUUGACCUUAUAUUAUAAGGUCCAUGAUAUUUCUUUGGACUGCUAAUAAUACCAUGGACCGUAUGAUAGGUGUAUUAUAAAGUCCAUGAUAAUACGAACACGCGGUUAUAAAUAUAAAUAUGUUAAUUCUGUUAUAUUUUUGUUAUAAAAGUGUAAGCGGGAUACUGUGUUAUCGGAAGUCAAAUACUGGAAAUUUUCACGGAACCCCAAUUAAACCUUAAAAUAUGCCCUGGUAUCAACAUGACCUGUGUUUAUCAAUACUUAGCUUAAAUCUGAAUCAUUCCAAUAUUUUGUAUACAUUUGUUAUAUAUUUUAUACUUUAUUAUUGUAACUUUUAUAAUUGCUUACAGAAAUUUUAUAUAAAAAAUAGUUUAAACUGGG